UACCAAUCUCGCGAGAAACAGAAUUCACGUGUUACACGAACAUCUCGUGAGAUUAAGCAGCUGAGUGGCUGUGAGAAUGUGAAUUGGAUUGUUGUUUAAAUUUAAUUUUAAAAGUAUAAUUAUAUAAUCACCAGACUGGUUGAAGAUGUCUGGGGGUCCCGCGGUUCAAAUCAGUAUCGAAUCGGCCUGUGAGAAGCAGGUGCAGGAGGUGGCUUUGGAUGGGACGGAGACAUAUGUCCAGCCCCUGUCAAUGUCUCAGAACCUUGCCAAGCUUGCCCAGCGAAUUGACUUUGGACAGGGAUCCGGCUCGGAGGACGAGGGAGGAGAGGGCGAGGCAAGGGGACAGGAAUGGGGGAAACAGGAACAAGAAGAGGAUGAAGCAACAGUAAAGUUCCAGCCUUCCCUCUGGCCCUGGGAUUCUGUGAGAAACAACUUAAGGAGUGCCCUCACUGAGAUGUGUGUGCUGUACGAUGUGCUCAGUGUGGUUAAGGAAAAGAAGUACAUGACUCUGGAUCCUGUCUCCCAAGACAGCACUGUUGGAAAGACUCCCCCAGUUUUGCAGCUCCUUGGUAAGAAGAAAUCCUUAGCAACAGCUGCUCAGCUUCUUUUGAAAGGAGCAGAAAAGCUGAACAAGUCUGUCGCUGAGAACCAGGAAAACAGGCGGCAAAGAGACUUCAACUCUGAGCUGCUCCGGCUGAGAUCACAGUGGAAGCUGAGGAAGGUCAGCGACAAAAUCCUUGGGGAUCUCAGCUACAGGAGCGCAGGGUCGCUCUUCCCUCACCAGGGCACUUUUGAAGUAAUAAAGAAUACAGACAUUGACCUUGAUAAGAAGAUUCCAGAAGAUUACUGUCCACUUGAUGUUCAGAUUCCUAGUGAUCUGGAGGGAUCGGCUUAUAUUAAGGUCUCCAUUCAGAAACAAGCUCCUGAUAUUGGGGAUCUUGGCACCAUUAACCUUUUCAGAAGACAACUAAAACCUAAAUCAGGUACCCAGCCCUGGCAUUUGAAACUGGAGGCUGCUCAGAAUGUCCUUCUCUGUAAAGAGAUAUUUGCACAGCUCUCCCGUGAAGCUGUGCAGAUCAAAUCCCAGAUCCCUCACAUUGUUGUGAAGAAUCAGAUCAUCUCCCAGCCUUUUCCAGGUUUGCAGCUCUCCAUUUCCUUGUGCCACUCAACUGGGGAUAAAAAGAAUCAGAAAUCAACUCCAGACAAAAACAAACCAGACGAUCACCUUUAUGUGCUUGAACACAACCUUCAUCAGCUAAUGAGAGAGUUCCACAAACAGACAUUGAGCUCAGUAGUGAUGCCCCACCCUGCAAGCGCCCCCUUUGGAAAUAAGAGAAUGCGUCUGGCGGGGCCCAUGGCCUACGAUAAAGCUGAGAUCACUUCUCUACAGCAAAGUGAAGGGCUUCUGGAGAAGAUCAUCAAGCAGGCAAAGCAUAUCUUCCUCAGGAGCAGAACUGCCCGUACCAUUGAUAGCUUGGCAAGCCGCAUUGAAGAUCCCCAGAUCCAAGCCCACUGGUCGAACAUUAACGAUGUGUACGAAUCCAGUGUCAAAGUGUUAAUUACUUCCCAGGGUUAUGAGCAAAUAUGCAAGUCCAUUCAGCUGCAGCUGACCAUUGGAGUGGAGCAGAUCAGGGUGGUGCACAGAGAUGGACGGGUAAUCACACUGUCUCACCAGGAGCAGGAGCUGCAGGACUUCCUCCUUUCCCAGAUGUCACAGCAUCAGGUUCAUGCAGUGCAGCAGUUGGCCAAAGUGAUGGGAUGGCACGUGUUGAGUUUCAGUAACCAUGUGGGUCUGGGUUCAGUGGAGAGCAUUGGAAAUGCAUCAGCAAUAACAGUGGCUUCAUCCAAUGGAGAGUAUUCUGUUUCAGUGCGGAACGGACCUGAAAGUGGCUGCAAAGUGAUGGUGCAGUUUCCUAGAAACCAGUGCAAAGACCUUCUGAAGAGUGACGUCAUCCAAGAUAACAAAUGGAACUACUUGCGCGGACCACACAAAGAAGUGCACUGGAGUAAAAUGGAAGGACGCAACUUUGUGUACAAAAUGGAACUUUUGAUGGCGGCUCUUACCCCUUGCCCCUAAAGCAGGCUUACUCUGGCAGGUCACAGCACCUGUUGUUUACACCCAAAACCAUAAAAAUGUAAUAUAGGUGGAUUAUUCAUAUGCUAAAAGGAACAUGGAGUUUUAAGUGUGGAUUUACAGCAUUUUUAUUUUGUUUUUUUGAUACUGAAGAUCCUAAACUGCCAUCUAACCCUGAUUUAAAUUGAAUCGGUGCAGUAUUGGAAAUUGAUGAUUCCUGAUGCUGUAGAGACACUCUGGAACUAUUGGACAGAGAAGAUCCAGAUGUAAAGAGGUUAAUGUUUAAAGCAAGCAAAUCACACAGGACUUAAAUACCUCCUACUAAUGGCAGUAUAAACUCCUCAUGAUUGAUUCUUUGGCUUAUAUUUCAGUCUCCUGUAGACCAUGCAGUGCUUUGGUUUGUACUCCAGACAGGGAUGCAUUGCAAGGUGAUAAAUAACUUGAUUAGUUUUUGUUCUGAUGUGUUUGAAAGAAAAGUAACUUUGUUUUUUUUCUAAAAAGCUACAGAAUAAAAUCAGAUUUUUCA
Acipenser ruthenus (sterlet) is the source of this 2600-nucleotide messenger RNA. RefSeq names its product mediator of RNA polymerase II transcription subunit 17. Lineage: Eukaryota; Metazoa; Chordata; Actinopteri; Acipenseriformes; Acipenseridae. Gene Ontology annotation, molecular function: transcription coregulator activity. The coding region runs from base 146 to 2077 and encodes 643 amino acids. The transcript is spliced from 13 exons. Gene Ontology annotation, cellular component: mediator complex; core mediator complex. Gene Ontology annotation, biological process: regulation of transcription by RNA polymerase II. The record is from RefSeq and is a predicted model, not a curated record.